This is a messenger RNA of Mesocricetus auratus (golden hamster), 3478 nucleotides long. It is a transcript of the gene Rdh11, whose product is annotated as retinol dehydrogenase 11. The record is from RefSeq and is a predicted model, not a curated record. Bases 421 to 1371 code for a protein of 316 amino acids. The transcript has 7 exons. NCBI's taxonomy places the organism in Eukaryota, Metazoa, Chordata, Mammalia, Rodentia, Cricetidae.
UCAUGUGUACUCGGCCUCAGAAUACUUAGCAGACGCUAUCUCCCAGACAAAAUGUGGUAAUUUCCUAAUUAUGAUUGGGGAAAAUUGAACGAAGCACUGGACUUUGGCUCCAGGAGAAAACAAACUGGGGCAAUUUCCAAAGAAUCUUUAGUGAACAGAGGGCAGCAGAGGGGCUGGCUCAAUGAUCCCAGGGCCUAGGCCAUUGCAUAUUGCCUCUCCACCCUGCUUUUUCCCAAGUCUCAGUGCUUGGAAGUAACAUCAAGAAAGUACGCCGCUAGGUGGCUGCCAAAUCCUGGACUACAUUUCCCAGAGGGCUUUGCUCCCGGGCGUUUGCAACUGAAUCGGGGUGUGUUUAGGAAAGAAGCCAUAGUGGACCAGCUACUGGAGCAUCAACCUCCACUGUGCUACGGCGGUGCUGAGAUGGUUGUGUUCCUGGUGCUCCUCUGCCUUCCCUUCAUCUUCUACCUGCUCAAGCCAAAAUUCAGGAAGAUGCUGUCCAGUGGGGUGUGUACAUCUAAAGUCCAGCUUCACGGGAAGGUAGUCAUAGUCACUGGUGCUAACACAGGCAUUGGGAAGGAGACUGCUAAAGACCUGGCCCAGAGAGGAGCCCGUGUAUAUUUAGCUUGCCGGGAUGUGCAAAAGGGGGAAUUGGUGGCUAAAGAGAUCCAAGCCACCACAGGGAACAAUCAGGUCUUGGUAAGGAAACUGGACCUCGCUGAUACCAAGUCUAUUCGAGCCUUUGCCAAAGACUUCUUAGCUGAGGAGAAGCACCUCCACAUCCUAAUCAACAAUGCAGGAGUGAUGAUGUGUCCCUACUCCAAGACGGCAGAUGGCUUUGAGAUGCACAUUGGAGUCAACCACUUGGGUCACUUCCUCUUGACCUAUUUGCUGCUAGAAAAACUGAAGGAAUCGACCCCUUCAAGGAUAGUCAAUGUGUCCUCCUUGGCCCAUCAUCUGGGAAGGAUCCAUUUCCAUAACCUGCAAGGCGAGAAGUUCUACAGUGCAGGUCUUGCCUAUUGCCACAGCAAGUUAGCCAACAUUCUAUUCACUCAGGAACUGGCCAGGAGGCUGAAAGGCUCUGGAGUGACAACGUAUUCUGUCCACCCUGGCACAGUCGAUUCUAAUUUGACUCGGCACUCGUCAUUUAUGAAAUGGAUGUGGCAACUUUUCUUCCUUUUCAUCAAGACCCCUAAACAGGGAGCCCAGACGAGCCUGUACUGUGCCUUAACAGAAGGUCUCGAGAGCCUAAGUGGCAGUCACUUCAGUGAUUGCCACUUGGCAUGGGUCUCUAGCCAAGGUCGUAAUGAGACAAUAGCCAGGCGGCUGUGGGAUGUCAGCUGUGACCUGCUGGGCCUCCCUUUGGAUUGGUAAGUGGUGGUUUGGACUCAAAAGAAGAUGGAUGAGAUGAUGAUUGUCCUUCAAAGUGGCCAAAACCUUGAGCACAAAUUGCAGAACUUGGAGCCUUGCCUGCUUGGUGUCUAUCCAGUUAAAUCCCAGUACUUUGCGGGGUGCCUCUCAACACCUUAAGUUUGUACCAACUUACUUUGUUCCUGCUCCUGCCAACAUUUCUAGUGGUUUCUGGACUAAGAUAGAGGACCCUCAUAUGACCUCUGCAGCUCCUGUUUUCUUUUGGAAAGCUACUCCUAGGAAAACGGAAGCCCUGGAAGGAUUGGUGCAUGGCAAUGUGGAUUAGAUGUAGCUCCUCCCAACCAACUAAGCUUUCCUUGAAGAGCUCCUUUGCAACCUCAGUGGAACCCCAGAAGUUCUGGCUCAAGAGCAGGCCUUUGUGGCCCCCAACGUCUGGAUACUGAGAGGAAAGUCUUCACUAAAUCUGUCAGUCUGAAGUGUUUGCUACUGAAACACUUUCCCAUGUCCAGACCAAAGACAAGCUUCAUUCUCUAAGAAGGGCAGAAAUAAAAAUAAAGCUAAACUGUCAUUUUCCUGUUUCUCAGCCCAGUGAGGAGGUAAUGAAGCAUUAUAAAAAGCUGGGUCACUUGGCUUCAGUUACUGGCCCCAGACCUCUUUUCUGUGCCUUUGUUUCUCCUAGGAAAUGAGAAAAGGCCUUUUCAUUGUCACUGUGUUGAUCUCUGUGUAUCUUCUUGUGUAUUCAUGUAGUUGGGAGUGUUUCCACAAAAUUCACAGCAGCCAUAAAGGAAAAGUCCUAAAUGAGACCAUAGUUUAGACAAAUGACCAGAGAUGAAGCAAACCAGGUGGAGUCUUUGAUAUUCAAGAGUCUGGCUGCAAAGAGAGGGGGACACUGCACAGGUGUAAUCUGUCACUGAGAAGCAGAGAUGCAGCAAGGAGAGGGAGACACUGUACAUGUGCAAUUGGUCACUGAGAGCAGACACACAGCAAAGAGAGGGAGACGCUAUACAUGUAUAAUCGGCUACUGAGAAUCAGAGACACAGCAAAGAGGAGACACUGUACAUGUGUAAUCGGUCAUUGAGAAGUACAGAUGUAGCAAAGAGGAGACACUGUACAGGUGUAAUCGGUCAUUGAGAAGUACAGAUGCAGCAGGGAAGAAGGUUUUAAAAAGAAAAAUCCUGGGAGGUAAUAUGUGAUAGGAAGGGAUCAGUUAAGAAUCUAAAAAAUAAAAGAAAAUUUAAAAACCUGAAAAACAGUAAUAGACAGCUAUAGAAAGCCACACUAUUGAACUGUGUGUGGGGGGAGGGUGAAGAAAAAGUUCAAAGCACAAGAGUAAAAAAUUAACAAGUCUUUAUUUAGAAAAUUUAUCCUAAGGACUGACACUGGUUAUUACAGUCAACUUCAUAAUCUUUCAGAGCACUUCCUUACAUUAGCUUAACAAUAUUAAGAUGUGUGUGGGGGGUGUUGGGAUGGCUUAGCACUAGCUGCUGUUCCAGAAGAUCCUGGUUCAAGUCCUAGGACCUACGUGGCAGCUCACAAUCACCUGUAACCUCAUUCCUAGAGGAUCCAACUCCCUUGUCUGCCUCCAUGGGCACAGAUGUCAGUGCACAGAUGCACAUGCAUCACACACAAAUCAUUUUGUUUAAAAAGAUGUCAACUUCAGGGAUGGAGGUGAGUGUUUAAAAAGAUGUCAACUUCAGGAAUGGAGGUGAGUGUUUUUCUGGCACGUGUGAGGCAAACGAAAGUAGAGAUGGUUUCAAGUGACUAAGAUUCUGUGCUUUUUCUGGAGAGCUUUUAUCAGCAAAGGGGGUCAGGAUUCCUCAUGUCCCAUCAUUUGCUUGGAGGAUGUUGCUCUAAGAGAGUUUGCUAUUUUCUUGGGCUGACAAUUUAUAUUUUAAUCUGAAUAGGUAAGGCUGAUAGGACUACAAUCUUAAACUUCUAGUAUUUGUAAAUUAAUAAUUUUGAUGGGCUUGUUCUGACCAUUAAACUAUAUACUUAAAAGUGAGUUUAUGGGGAAAUUGGAAAACUGGAUAAUGCAGUGAAUAACUGAAUUAAAUUUUUACUUAAUUUAUAUUCAACUGUCAAUGGAAAUAAAGGUUCUUUUUAAUCAUUA